CGAGCGCUACCUGUCUUCGGAAAACAUCGCGUUUUUCCGGAGAGACGUUUCCGCGCGGCCGUCAGGGCGGCGCCGCGUUCGGAAGCGCUCGGGUAUUUCCGUGACCCCUCACGGGCCGGCGCGGUCGUUGGCGGGCGCACGCUUAGCCGAGGGCAGCACGGCCUCGCUGGCAGAGCCGCUCCCUCGGUGGGGAGGAAUCGCGAUCCUGCCAGGCAGAAGGCCAUUGCUGAAAGGGGACUUCAGGGAGUGAGUGCAGGAUGACUCAGCAGGGAGCUGUUCUUCAGGGUUACAAUAAUGAACUAGUGAAAUGCAUUGAAGAUUUAUGUAUGCAAAAAGAAGAACUGAACAAACAAAUCCAGCAAGCAGAAGAGGAAAAGAAUAAACUCCAGCAUGAAAUCCAAGUCCUCAGUGAACAGCUGGAGUGUGUAUGUGAAAACCUGGCCCAAAAAGUGGCUUCACGGAACGAGCUUGAUAAAAUACUUGCUGAAACUGAAGCUGCUUACAUGAAGAUUUUGGAUAGCUCUAGAACUUUACUUAAUGUCCUGAAGAAGGAAGUGGGAAGCUUAAAGCAUUCAGCAGAUCUGAAAACCAAUAUAACGUGAAACAGUCAAAUGUUUGGACUCUGCAGUGCUAAAAUUCCACUAGCAGGAGACUGGGAUCUGAGCCUCCUGUUUGCUGGGUAAGUGUGCUGCCAGGCUCACACAGGAUGUUGUUUCCUGUCCUGGUUGCUCUCCUAUGAACCGUCCUCAGGGAAUUGCUCAAUUUUUAUUAAGAACUUCCAGUUCUGUGUGUACUUGAUGUAGUCUGCAUGUCAGAUUGACCUUGGAGAGUUUAGGCAGAGGAUGGGCAUGUUUUUGGCUUUUGGUGAAUGCAAGAGAUUUGUUUCCUUGGACUAGGAAUUCUUCAGACCCGGAAGAUUAGGCAUCUUCAAAUUCCCAAAGAAUUGUACAUUUAAACAAUGGAGCAAACUGUAGUCUAAACCCAGGUGACUGGACCUUGGAUUGCUGUUUCAGAAUUGAGGAUCAGUUCCAUCUAGGCCUUGGGGUACAGUGUAUUCCACUCCAAAUGGAGUAAGUGGAUUAAGCUGAACUGGUAAUUCUGUAACAAGAACAUUCAGAAGUUUGCUAGCCAAAGGAUUAAAUGCCUACAGUUAAUUCAUCAUACAGAUGAGUCUUGUGCAGACGACCAAUAUCUAUUACUGCUUAGAUGAUUUUGCUGGUUAGGAGAGAUUUGAGUGAUAAGGUGUAGCUUUUGGCAGUUACCUUAACUUUGAGCAGAUCCUAGAUUCUUGGGGUUUUAUGCAAGAAGUAGACAAAACAGUUAUUUUUUUAUAAUUAAUUUUCUUUUUUAAUUUCUUCCUUUUCAGGAAUAAGCAAAGAAUUAUUAAUAAAUACUUUAGUGUUGAUUUAUUUGUUGUGUGCUGGUGGUUUUCUUAAUGGAUGAAUAGGCAAACUUUCUUAAAAUCAGAGUGCUCUUCUAGCUUUAAUGUAUGUGUGUGUUUUUAAAUAUAGAUGUAAAUAUUUUCUUUUUUGGGUGGAGGACAGGCUAGCCUUUGGUUUAAUUUGUGCACCAAUUGCUUUGUCAGUGUCUGUUGUUUUACAGGGGUGGAGUCAGGCACUGUGGCCACUUCUUCUUGGGUGUCCCAUGUCUUUUUUAAACUUGGGAUGGGUUUUUUGUUCUUUGCCCCUUAACUACUUAUAAAUCUGUCUGAUUUGAUUAGAUACCCUAGAGUAGUCCUUGAUGGUUGUCUACCUCAGUUGGUUUCAGAUGAAGUUUGGUUCACUGUCUAGCUGUAAAACCCAGCUACUUGCAUGUUAGGUUGAUCAAACAUGGAGAGGUUCAAGCUUGCAGAACAGGGAGCUGUAUGGUCAUUCAUAGCUCCAGCUUGUGGGGUUGUGUGAAAACCAGUGCACUGUUGUCAUGUGUAUUGACAACAAUAAGGUGUUAGUAGAACUGGGGCUAGUAGAACACUUCCAUCUUGUAGUGGUUUUGAAAAGUAGUUUUACAAGAUCUUGUGGGGUGGAAUACUUUGUAGGGUUUUUUACCUGUUUGUGCAAGACUAUGGAUAUGCUGCAGGAACUACUACAGAAAAUUUGGAUAUCUUAUUUAGCAGCACAAUGGAAAAUAACAGUCUAAAUUACAUGCAUUUUAUCAUAGCACACCCAUUGUGACCCAAUACAAAGCUUAUGAUACUUGUAAGUAUGCUUAAUUUGAAUGUCACAAAUGGGGAAAAUAUGACUUUUAGAAAAGAAUUCAUCCAUAUUAGAGGAAAACAAGCAUGUGUAGACAGAGAUCACGUUCAGGAAAAGGCAUUUGAAAAAAGUCCUGUCAGUCAUGCUCUGGAGGUGGGAUUGUGAUUCCACUACUUGUGAUGGGAGCUUUUUUCUCUUAACACCUCACUUCGGGGCCUGUGAAAUUUUGUGGGGUGGCUUCUCCUCUCAGCCUUAGACCACAGGAGUGUUAGAGACUAUAAAACAAAGAGGCUAAAAAAUUUUUAACACCUACUUUGAAAAAUGUUUAAAAUUAUGAAACCUGAUAGAUUGGUCACAGAGCAUUUUAAAGUUAAAUCUUCACAGGUCUUAUUUUUUGAGCUUCAUAUGUGUAGGUUCUCUUGCUUCAGUCAGAGCUCCCAUAAUUGCCUUGAGAUUUUCCAUUGAUAUGGGAUUUAUGGGAACACUUCUAGAAAAUUAUUUACCUCAUAGUCCAUGACAGAUUUGUAAUUUAUAUUUUUUUAAAAAACCAUAUAGUUGAUUUAGUUGAACACAGGAAAAAAAAUCAUAUUUCUUUCCUAAAGGCUUUCAAAUCUGUCUGUAUUCAGAAUUAGAUCAAAGGACUAUUUGUUGCUGUUAUAUGAUUAUUGAAAAGAUUCUGAUCAGGCAUGUCUGUCAGUUCCUGACACAAAAUCUCAUCAUAUUCUACAAGCUUGUACUUUCUUAAAACCUCUUUUUCCUUAUACAGUAAGAGCACUUUAAGUUGAAUUUCAGCAUGAGAGAGUUUGUUUUUUAUAUGUUUCUUAAUGUAGUUAGUAUUCAGGGAGGAAUCAUAUGCUGUCAGGUAUUUAAAACAAAAAACUGGCAGUAAUUCUUCAAUGGUUUUGCAGUUGUUCAGUAACAGAAAUCCUGCUAGACAUUUAUGCCGCUCACUGCCUUGUAGUGAGUGAGAUUAAUUGCUGUAACUCAUUAAUCCAAGGUGCUUUUUGUUAAAUACUGAGUCUUCCUCAAGAGUUGAUGCUAACAUGAGUGGAAUGGAUACUCCAUGCCAGGGAACAUGGGGUGGAAGAUGAGCUGCCUUUUUAGCAGAGACCAUCUGGAAAGAGAGGAGCAUCCUUGUUAGCCUUGCUGUAAGGUCCACCAAGCUGAAAGAAAGAAAGAAAACCCAGUCCAUGCUGUCAGUCACAAGGAAUGUGACACCCAGUUGCAGCCAGGUUAUCUUCAAAGGCAGGAGCUCAGGUACAGCUGGAAGCAGUGUAGCUGCUGCAGAGCUGGGCUCAGUGAGGGUUGUUUUGCCCUGCCAAGAAGCAGGUGGCCCUGUAGACACACUUAGGAAAUCUGGUACACUCUGGAGUCACUGAACUUGUUAGAAAAGUGUGACCUCUUCCUGUUCUUGAAACUCAGGGAAUUCUGCAUCUUAGUGACAUUUGACUUAGGGACAUGACUCCAUGAGAAGGAUAUUUAUUUAAAAUCCUGUACAUUUUAGUGCUUUUUCUCUGAAGCCUAAAGUGUUCUUGCUUUAGAUUCAGGUUGUUCAAGUUCAAAUACCUGUGACCAAAAAUACAGACACCCAAGUUCCACUGAAGCCCACAAGCCUGUAAGUUGUUGGUAUUCACUGUGUAGUACACAGAGUUCUUGGUUAAAUGCAGUCUUAAUCCUUCAGUCAAGCUGCAAACUUUGUGGCUCCUCUUAGUUUAAAUGAUUUGCAUGAAGUGUUGCUUGCUGGGUUUGGAAUGUGCUUUCGGUUUGCUGUUUGUUUGUUUUUUAAUGAAGUAUUCCAUUGAGGCCUCCCGUGGCACUCUGCCAUACCCAUUCAUGGUGUGCAUGUGAGAAUGUUUUCUUUGAGCAUGUCAGAAGGAAACUACCUGUACAGCAGCCAUUUAACUGAAACAAAAUUUGGUUUUAUGCCAUGCUGGUUUUGUUUUUAAAACUGUUUAGAAAUGAUGCAUCUAUAAAUAGAUAUAUUUACAUAGGAUAUAUAAACAAGUGCUUCCAAUGAACUGAUCACAUAGUACCUCACAGAGAAUGUUAAUAUCUUUAUCCCCUUGAUUGACAGUGACACUCAGUAGUAAUCUGCCCCAAAUAAGGGACAGAUCUGGGAAUAGAGGCUUUGCUUUUUCAGCCUUAAUUGAGUGCUCUGACUUGGACUGGUUCCCAGGGAUUCAUGUCCUGUUUGGUGUUUUGACAUAAACAGACAGGAUUAUGCAUUCUCAACCUGUGUGUUGGGGUAGGGAUAGAUAUAACUGAUUACAGGCACACUUUUUUUGCUGUUGCUUCCUCCACAUUGCAUGCAGCUUGAUGAUGAUGUUUAAAUGUGUUACUCCUUUCUCCAUAGAUAGACCCUGCAUGACAAGGUAUCCCAGCUCCUGAGCAGCCACUUUCACUUUCCAGAUUUUUUACUUUUAAGCCCCUGUUUUGGGACCUGUAGGAGGUGGGGCAGAGGAACAGAAAGAGCUUUUAAUGAUAGUUGUUAAUUAAUUACCUUUCAAAGCCUAACCUUUUUCAGGUACCUUGUCUUUACAGACUGUAUUAUUUUAUCAGGCUGCUUAUUACCUUAUACUAGUGCAUGAAAGACCACCGUGUUUUUUUAGGCAUGGAGGCUCCUGGAUGCUUAAAGAUAGUGGGAGGUCUGAAUUCUAGUCCAUGUUUAACAGCAUACAGAGCACAUACAACAGCAGCAGGCUGUGGGGCAGCCACAUUCCACCACAGCUUGUUUUGGGUUAAUGGAUUGAAGUAGCAUGGCAAGGGAGGAACUCUAGACAUCUGGAGAGAUGGGGCUCUUCCAUAGUGAAAAUAAGCUGGCUCUGUGAAUUCAGAUUAAGAACCUAGGACAGGUGGCCCCUCACAGCAGUAUUCAUACAUUCACAUGUCAUAUUAUAUAUAUGUGUGUGUGUAUAUACUCACACAUACAUUAAAAUGUAUAUGUAAAAAUACUCAGUAUUUUCAUAAGGAUGGAGUGCUCUUGGUAGAAAGCUGUCUAAUACUUCAGUGUUAUCUGCCAUUAGAAAAGACAAUUUAAACGGGUUGGACAUUAACAACUUGCAUGAGGCUGUGUACCCUGUUUUUUCAGUAGUCUUCACAGUCUUGCUUCCACAUAAGCCAUCAUUUGUAGCACCAUUCUCAUUUUCCUUCUGCAACACCUUUUGUUGCCUCUAUUUCCUAGCUCCUUGUUCACCAUGUGUUUAGUUACCCCAAGCUGCUGACCAGAAACGUGCUGCUCUUCUGACAUGUGGUGGGUCAGAGAUGCUUUCACUCUCUUGAUAUUGUCCAGACAUGUUCUGGCACACUUGGGAAAAUUGUUUGCAUGAUAAACAGAUUACAUUCAAUUUGACAGUGUCCUAAAAGUUAUGAUUGGAUUGGGGUGGUAAUAUUAUAUUCCAGAGAAAUGACAGACACCUGAUCUGAGUUUCAUCCUAAAAAAGGGAUGUAAGUCAAAGCAAUGGAUGGAUGAGAAUUUUCCUGAUAUGCCAUGGAGAUUAAAGAACAGAAGUUUAUUUUGUUUGCCAUUGAGUAUAAAUAGUACAGUCUUCUGCAGAUAAAGGUCUAUGUGAGAUAGCUGUAAUUUAAUUUGUAUUAAGGCUGUGUUCAGAGUGAUGUGAGUUUGUUUCAGAAAUGUUUGGUCUGUGUUUGAGAAAAGGUUAUAACUUGAAAUUAGAGGAAAAGGAAUAGAGUGCUGGAUCUUGCAGAUAAUGAUCUCAUUGAGGAAGCUGUUAUAGGUCAGCUGUGUCUUCUUCAAAGCUCUGAGUGUGAGCUGUAUUGCAAAUUAAUAAAGAUGUGCUAAGACAGAGUGGGGUAGCACAAUAAGGCUACUUGGAAAAAGUUACGUCAAGGCAUUGUAUGUAUUCAGCAAUUUUCUUUGCAAUCCUGCUCUAUUUUACAACCUAAUCUAUUCCCCACUAAGAUGUGCUAGAGAUAAACAUUGCAGAUGCCUUUGUGUGCAGAGAAGGAGAAGAAGCAAUUAAAAGUCUGCAUGCUGUGAAGUCUCUGGGUACCAACAGUGUCUGCACAGACCUUUACAAUGUUUUAGGGAACAGUUGCUUUUCCUGCUGUCUGGGGUGACCAGACACAAAUAGUUUUUGAACGAGGACAGUAACUCGGUUAUUUUCAUGCUGGCUGAAGUCCUGCUGGUUUGCAUAAAGGUUUCCAUUUUUAUUUACUGGUAGCAAAGUCUUGGUGACAAAGUGGUUCCUCCAGAUCAGACGCUGUUUUAUUAGAGUGCAUCAUUUCAUUUCUGACAAAGAGAGGGCAAACUUCUGAUAAUGUAGUGAAAGAACCUGGGGCAGGGCAGUAUCUGUAUUGGUCUCCAUCAAAGACAAGGAAAAGCACAAAAGAACAAAACUGUUUGCCAUGGUCUGAAUCAGACUGGGUUGCCUCCAAGAGUAGCAAGUGAGAGGGCUUUUCUUUCUUUUAACUUGCUUCCUCCUACAUCAUUAUUGGGCUGAGAAAAAAAAAUUCUUUUGAAUAAUAAUAAAUGGGAUAAUUGGCUUCAAGAAAAGCUAGUUCCACAUAGGAGGCAGCUAAAGGUGCUCCAUGGAACCUUUAUUUAUUUAUUUUUUGUCAACAAAUUUUCAUAAUGCAAAUUCUAAAAGAAGCUGCCAUUGUAAGGAAAAGAGGUCAUUGCAGACCUUUUAUACUUCAGUAACUUCACUCCUAUGUGCAGAUUCUUGGCUGCAAGUACUGCUUGUCCAAAACAUAGAUUUUUGGUCUCAGACUUGUUCAGUCUAAAAUUCCUUUUCUUAUUUUAGAUAAAUAUAAUAAAGCAGUAUAUGUUUUUACUUA
Passer domesticus (house sparrow) is the source of this 6989-nucleotide messenger RNA. RefSeq names its product microtubule nucleation factor SSNA1-like. The record is from RefSeq and is a predicted model, not a curated record. Lineage: Eukaryota; Metazoa; Chordata; Aves; Passeriformes; Passeridae. The transcript is spliced from 3 exons. Bases 258 to 602 code for a protein of 114 amino acids. Gene Ontology annotation, cellular component: centrosome; ciliary basal body.